Messenger RNA from Xiphophorus couchianus (Monterrey platyfish), 4629 nucleotides. RefSeq names its product protein kinase D1 (gene prkd1). The record is from RefSeq and is a predicted model, not a curated record. Gene Ontology annotation, molecular function: ATP binding; protein serine/threonine kinase activity. NCBI's taxonomy places the organism in Eukaryota, Metazoa, Chordata, Actinopteri, Cyprinodontiformes, Poeciliidae. The transcript is spliced from 21 exons. Bases 1412 to 4141 code for a protein of 909 amino acids. Gene Ontology annotation, biological process: protein phosphorylation; intracellular signal transduction; phospholipase C-activating G protein-coupled receptor signaling pathway. Gene Ontology annotation, cellular component: cytosol.
AGCAGCAAAGUGGCAGGCAAUCAAAGCCAGUAGACUCACACAAAGAUAGAAACAUAAAAUAUGUAAAAAUUGAAAAGGAAUAAAAAAAAUACUGUAUAGUAAUUGCAAAACAUUAUAAAAAAUGGAGUGUUGUUAAUAAAAAUAAAAACAUGGACACAGAACUAUGAAGUCAUCUGCAUACAUUAGGUGACUGAUUAUGUCAUCACAUUUGACAUUUCAUGUUAAAAAGGUAAUGGGCCAAUAUACUUCCUGGCCUGAAUCUAAUCCCAACAUUAAAUGCAUCAGACGUAGCAUUACCAGAUUUCACAUACAUUUACUGAUGCCAUUAGCAAUAAACCAGGAUUCUGAUUAGAUACUUGGGAAUUCCUUGGUUAUGUAGCUUGUAGAAAAGCUGUUGAUGAUUCACACAAUCAAAUGCUUUAGAGCAUCGAUCCUCAAAUCCAGGCAGCUUUUAGACACACCUGAGUGAAAUAAUCAGGUCAUUAGUGGGACUCUGGAAAACUUGACCGCACUGAUGAGAUAAUUCAACCAUUUGAAUGAGAUGUGUUGAACCAAAAAUAAAAUACAUAAAUAUUACAGUGUUGUGCCUGUUAUACACGUCCAAGAUCUCCUUUAAUGCACGUCAAUGUUGAAACCAAAUAAUGUUUAGGAUUAGAAGUAAACUGGUUGUCAGAAGUGAGAAAAAACUCCAACCAAUUUAACAAUUUAAUAAAACCUUUUCUAGCAUCUUCCACAGAAUACUCGCUAAUAUAUGUAUAUAUAAAAUGCUGUAGACAUGACCGAGUAGCUAAUGAGUAGCUAAUUUUAUUCAUUUAUUUAGUCUCCAAAGUUUCCAUAUUGCUAGAACUUUAGCUGCUUGUUUGCACCGGUUCUUAAUUUUCGAGAUUUUCUCCUUCCAGUAAAAGACACUUCAAACUUCUAAGCCAAAACAAUGGUACUUAAAAAUGAAUAUCUCUGUCCAUAUCAGCACAGGAGGUUUCCUUUCCUCCUCUUCAUCUCCCUCCUCCUCCUCGUCUCCAUCCAGUAUUGACGUCUAUGACUCUGUCACCCGCCUCACCGGUUUCCAGGCAGCUCUCUGGUCCAGUCAUGUAGUCACUUCUCCUUCUCCGUUCACAUCCGUUCUCUGUGUCCUCGUGUCGUCUCUGUGCGUUUUUAGCCUAGUCUACUUAGAGAUUUCCUGUAGUUGAUGAAUUGUGUUUUGUCUGAAACUCUUUUUGCGCUUUCCUGACGCUUUGGGGUGUUCCGUGCGUCAGAGCAUCCCGCGAUUUUCCACGCUUUCAAUCUCCUCUCUGGUUGCUCCCUUGGCUCCUUCCUCUCUUUCUCCCUGUUGAGCACCGGGCGAUUAUCUGUCACCGCCGUGACUUCUAAUUGUUUCUUGGCAAAGUUGGGAACCACAGAGGAGAAGGCUUCAAUGAGUGCUCCACCGUUGAUCCGGGCGCCCAGCCCGCUGCCGUUUUUGGGAGGGACGAGCAGCCCCAACACCGAGGGAGGAGGUGGGGAAGGGGGAGGCGGCGUGAUCUCCUUCCAGAUCCAGAUAGGCAUGAGCCGGGAGCCGGUGCUGCUAGACGCCGCGGAGCUCAACCUCAGUCAGGUCCGGGAAGUGGCGUGCUCCAUUAUCAACCAGAAGCUGCCAGAGUGUGGAUUCUAUGGGAUGUAUGAAAAGAUUCUUUUGUUUCGUCAUGACCAGACAUCAGACAACAUGCUGCAGCUGCUGCGCUCUGCCUCGCAGAUCCAGGAGGGUGACCUGGUGGAAGCCAUUCUGUCAGCUUCAGCCACUAUGGAGGACUUCCAAAUCCGUCCACACAGUCUGUUUGUUCAUUCGUACAGAGCUCCAACUUUCUGCGACCACUGCGGUGAGAUGCUGUGGGGUCUGGUACGGCAGGGGCUCAAAUGUGAGGGAUGUGGUCUGAAUUAUCACAAACGCUGUGCAUUUAAGAUUCCCAACAACUGCAGUGGGGUGAGAAGGCGUCGCAAUUCAACGGUUUCACUAACAGGAGGAAUUGUUAAUGUGGGCCGCCCCCUCUCUGCUGAGCCAUCACCUCCCCAAUACACCGAUGAUGCUUUGCUGUCUCCUGUAAGUCCCAAUGUUGAGAAGAACCAGUUAGAUUAUUACUCUGGCAGGGAGCGGCGAGCUAGCACCCAGUCAUACAUCGGACGCCCCAUUGAGCUGGACAAAAUCCUACUAUCAAAGGUCAAGGUUCCCCACACAUUCCUAAUCCACUCAUACACCAGGCCAACUGUGUGCCAACACUGCAAGAAGCUGCUGAAAGGCCUCUUCAGACAGGGUCUCCAGUGCAAAGAUUGUAAAUUUAACUGCCAUAAACGAUGUGCUCUGAAAGUGCCAAACAACUGCCUUGGAGAAGUUUCCAGAAAUGAAGAUCUUCUGAGCCCCGGAGCAGAGUCAGAUGCUGUGAUGGUGGAGGGUUGCCUUGACGACCCCAGUGGUGACCGACGUGGUAGCCUACUUGAUGACAUGGAUGAAGCACUAACUUCAGAUGGGGGCUUAAUGCUGGACACCGGAUCUACUGACCUUAGUGACCUGCGUGACCCUGAUCUGGAUGACUCCAACCGUGCCAUCAGCCCGUCCACCAGUAACAACAUUCCACUGAUGCGAAUUGUUCAGUCUGUCAAACACACCAAGAGGAAGAACAGCAAUGUGAUGAAGGAAGGCUGGAUGGUUCACUACACCAGCAAGGACACUCUUAGAAAAAGGCAUUACUGGCGGCUGGACAGUAAAUGCAUCACCUUGUAUCAAAACGAUACAGGAAGUAAAUACUACAGGGAGAUUCCUCUGUCAGAAAUCCUGUCUCUGGAGCCAGCUCAGAACUUCUCUCUGCUUCCAGAAGGAGCCAACCCUCACUGUUUUGAAAUCACUACAGCAAUGUUGGUUUACUAUGUCGGAGAGAACCUGUUGAGAGGCGAAGCAUCCAUGACUGGCAGUAGCAUCCUGGUUAGUGGAGUUGGGCAGGAUGUGUCUCGGAUGUGGGAAAUGGCCAUCCAGCAUGCUCUUAUGCCAGCCGUCUCUACAGGAAUUUGCCACAAUUCCCACCGAAGUGGGCACAAGGAAAUUUCCAUCAGUAUUUCAGUCUCCAACUCUCAGAUCCAGGAAAAUGUGGACAUCAAUUCAGUUUAUCAGAUUUUUCCAGAUGAAGUUCUUGGCUCUGGACAGUUUGGUAUUGUUUACGGAGGUAAACAUCGGAAGUCUGGUCGAGAUGUUGCCAUCAAAAUAAUCGAUAAACUUCGUUUUCCUACUAAGCAGGAGAGCCAACUGCGCAAUGAGGUGGCCAUCUUGCAGAGUUUGCACCACCCAGGCGUGGUCAACUUAGAGUGCAUGUUUGAGACACCGGAGCGAGUGUUUGUGGUGAUGGAGAAGCUCCAUGGAGACAUGCUUGAGAUGAUCCUGUCCAGUGAGAAAGGUCGGUUACCAGAGAGAAUCACCAAGUUCCUAGUCACACAGAUCCUGGUGGCUCUGCGGCAUCUCCACUUCAAGAACAUCGUCCACUGUGAUCUGAAGCCUGAAAAUGUGCUUCUGGCUUCUGCAGACUCUUUUCCUCAGGUAAAACUUUGUGACUUUGGAUUUGCUCGGAUCAUUGGUGAGAAGUCUUUCCGGCGCUCAGUGGUUGGCACACCAGCAUACCUUGCUCCUGAAGUCCUGAGAAACAAAGGUUACAAUCGUUCUCUGGACAUGUGGUCGGUGGGAGUCAUCAUCUACGUCAGUUUAAGUGGGACAUUCCCUUUCAAUGAAGAUGAAGAUAUUAAUGAUCAAAUCCAGAAUGCUGCCUUCAUGUACCCUCCACACCCGUGGAAGAAAGUCUCCCAGGAAGCAAUCGACCUGAUCAACAACCUCCUGCAGGUGAAGAUGAGGAAGAGGUACAGUGUGGACAAGACUCUCAGUCACCCCUGGUUACAGGAUUAUCAGAUGUGGCUGGACCUGAGGAAUUUAGAGGGUCGAAUGAAUGAGCGGUACAUCACCCACGAGAGUGAUGACCUUCGUUGGCUCCAUCAUGCUCAGCUCAGCGGCCUUGACUACCCCUCAAAUUUCAUGAAUGGUCCUCUGAACGAUAUUGAUCCAGGGAUGGAGCGCUACCAUGAGCAGGAGGAGGAGCUGCAGACCCUCAGUGAGCGGGUCAGUGAACUCUGAGGACAGCGUCGCAAAGUAACACAAAUCAGAAGAAGGAAGUUUGAACUUUUUCUGGAGGAGCAGUAUUGAACAUUUACAAAUAUUUUUCAAGAAGGUAUUAUAUUUCAUUUCAUUCAAAUCGGCUUCUUUUCUAUGAAAACAGCUACAGGUUUACUAAUCUGCACACCGGCAGUGUGCGCUGACACCUCCAAGUUAAAUGUUCCUGUCAAACACUGACUGGAGGCUUUCUGUGUGGAGUUUGCAUGUCUUUCCAGUAGCUUUUCUUGUAUCUGAUUUCUGCUUCUGCCUACAUUCCUAAAACAUACAUGUUGCUCUUAUUAGAGAUGCUAAACUUAAGCUUUAGCUUGCUUCUGUUUCUGGUUUCCCCCCAUGGCUUAUAUGAAGUUCAGGUUCUAAUCGGCUGUGACCCUUUGACGGAGGCAGCUCAUUAGAAUUGAAGGUCUCAUGAUUGUUUUUGAGUAAACUCAAAAUAAAAAUUAUAAUAGAUA